GCAAGGUGACGAUAACGAGGGAAAGCGGUGGCAAAUUAAAGAGGGAAAAGAGGAGCCCGGAGGUUUUGUGGGGACAAGCGAGCAACAUCCGCCCGAUCAUCGCGAGAUAGAAGCAUCGACGCAGGAAGAGAAAAAGAACAUGGCAGACAAGGAGAUUGUGAUGGACGAGCGAUUGCACGAUUAUUUGCGCGCAUACGCGAAAAGCAUCAGGCUGGGAGCCCCGAGAAUUCUCAUAACCGAGGGCACCAAUAAGGGCGACAAUUACGUCAGCUCCGUUUAUCGCGUCACGAUCGAGGGCAUCGGGGACGGCGGGGCCAAGAAAAUUCAGCUUAUUCUGAAAACCACGCAGAACGACGCCAUACCGUUGCUGACCACCAGCAAAGUCACGAAGAUGUUCCAGCGCGAGAUGUUCUUCUACCAGGAGGUGUGGCCCAUUUUCACGGAGACGCUCAAGGGACGCGGCGGGGUCGCCGACCGCUUCCCCAUUUUGCACGACGUUAAUGACGAAUCCGGAAAAGAGAUAAUUAUGUUGGAAAAUCUAACGCCUCGAGGUUUCGUGAUGGCCAAGUCAAAAAUUUUGGAUUAUCCGCAUCUCAGGCUGGCGUUUCGAUGCCUAGGCGAGUUCCACGCGUACAGCUUCAUUACGCGUUACGCGAAUCCGAAGAGCUUCGAGAAAUUGAAGGGGAUGGAGGAAAACUUGUUUGUUGAACAGCCAGAGACGGUCGACGAGGAAAUAAUAAGGAAAAAGUUUCUAAAAGGGCUCACCGAUUUAGUAUUUACGGCCUUGGAAAAUGAAGAUAAACAUUAUUCCGAAAGGUACCAACGAUUCGUGGAUAAUAUGCUCUCGGACAUGAUCGAUGCAACAGACGGAAAAGCCGCUGAGCCGUACACCGUUGUGAACCACGGUGACUGUUGGACCAACAACAUGCUCUUCAAAUACGAUCAAGCGAACAACCCGUGCGACCUGCGCUUCGUGGACCUUCAGAUAUGCCGUUACGCAUCUCCUGUCUUAGAUCUAGUUUAUAUACUCUUCUGCUGCUGCACACAUGAAACAAGGAGUAAAUAUUACGACCAGGUAGUACACGAAUAUUACGAAACACUGUCCAAGUGUAUCAAAAGGGCCGGUUACGAUCCUAACAUCCUCUUUCCUUACGAGGCAUUGUGUCAACAUUUUCUCAAAUUCGGAAAAUUCGCGGCGGGAAUGGCUACUUACACGACACAUAUAUUUACCAGUAAUGACGUGGAAUUAAAAAUUACACACGACAAUAAAAUACUCCAAGAAAGAAUACAAAAUGAUAGCUUUUACAGAAAUAUGUUAAGAUGCACUUUUAAAGAUCUUGUCGAUAGAAAUUAUAUAUAAAUAUAUAUAAAUGCUAUCACAAUAAUAUUGGUAUCAUCACCAAAGAUAGAAGAAAAUCUUUAGGUUGAAGGUAAAAUGCACAUUAAAAUAUAUAUUAAACUUAGAAGCCAGUGUAAAACUGUACCAAGAGUAAAAUGCUAUAUGUUAAACAAAAAACGAUAGGAUAUCUUGAGAUUAAAGAUAAAAUGCACAUAAAAUAUACAUUAAACUUAGAAACCAGUGAAACUAUUAAACCUGCCUCGAGUUAAAGGCAAUUUAUUAGCAAUGAUUUUGCAUAUCUAUGCAACGUAAAAGCUGUGUACAUAUUUGUCUUCGUUUUUAUGCUCGUUUGAAAAAUCGAAUAUAGAUAUUGCUAUCGACUUCUAAUAAAAAUAGACAAAAAUUUUAAUCGCGUAAAAAAAAGUAGUACUUAGUGAAUUUAGUUUAGCCACUAACAAAUUUGUCCAAAAAUAAUGUAGGGUAUACAUAAUUUUAAAUACCAAAGUACAAAAAAUAGUAUACGAGGUAAAAUUUUCGCUUAUAAAUUUGUGAUACCUGUAUAUGUAUGUUUUCAUUAUUCGAAUGCAUUCGAAUGUUGAUAAAACAAUUUUACUCAGGGAAAGACGGAAAUUGUACAAGAGAUAUAUUUUAAAAUGAAAUUUACAAUCUCAAAUAUACAAAAUAAAGGCAA
Molecule: messenger RNA, 2030 nt
Organism: Vollenhovia emeryi
Lineage: Eukaryota; Metazoa; Arthropoda; Insecta; Hymenoptera; Formicidae
Exons: 5
Coding region: 140-1360 (406 amino acids)
Source: RefSeq, a predicted model, not a curated record